Molecule: messenger RNA, 400 nt
Organism: Staurois parvus
Lineage: Eukaryota; Metazoa; Chordata; Amphibia; Anura; Ranidae
Source: the annotation of a GenBank genome assembly
UUGAUUGUAUACACCUGUGUCCAUGGAGGGGAUUGGAACACCUGAAUCACAUGAUAUGGAGGGGAUUGGAACACCUGAAUCACAUGAUAUGGAGGGGAUUGGAGCACCUGAAUCACAUGAUAUGGAGGGGAUUGGAACACCUGAAUCACAUGAUAUGGAGGGGAUUGGAACACCUGAAUCACAUGAUUGGGAGGGGAUUGGAACACCUGAAUCACAUGAUUGGGAGGGGAUUGGAACACCUGAAUCACAUGAUUGGGAGGGAUUGGAACACCUGAAUCACAUGAUUGGGAGGGGAUUGGAACACCCGAAUCACAUGAUAUGGAGGGGAUUGGGACACCUGAAUCACAUGAUUGGGAGGGCGGGGACAAUACUUUGGCAAUACAGUGUACAUAGGCUUGGA